Molecule: messenger RNA, 4773 nt
Organism: Onychostoma macrolepis
Lineage: Eukaryota; Metazoa; Chordata; Actinopteri; Cypriniformes; Cyprinidae
Gene: dhx32b
Product: DEAH (Asp-Glu-Ala-His) box polypeptide 32b
Exons: 14
Coding region: 320-2512 (730 amino acids)
Cellular component (GO): intracellular anatomical structure; spliceosomal complex
Molecular function (GO): RNA binding
Source: RefSeq, a predicted model, not a curated record
GCUCUUACCAGAAGCUGAUGACUCGAGAGCAACCCGAUUCAGUGCAAUUUGGGAACGACCGGUUCUCGGUUCAUUAAAAAGAUCCGAUUCAAAAGAAUGAUUCGUUCACGAAUCGGACAUCACUAGUGCACUCACUGAGCGGGACAACUGGUGACACAAAGAGUCUGUAUCUGCUGAGCGCGGGUUCCUAAAACUCAUCUGGAGGAGGUGACCUGUUUAAGACCAUAAAUAUGUCACAUUAUUAACAGAGCGUGAUUCGGUCGAUUUUUUCAGUUUGAUUUAUUUGUGUAACUGAAGAGAGAAGCGCAUUAGGGCAACGAUGGAGAUGGUGCUAUCAACAGAUGUGGAGAAACUAUCCGAAACCAGCGAAACUCAAGAUAUUGAUACGGAUGAUCUGCUAGAGUUAAAUCAGUUCGACGGGCUCCCCUUUUCUUCAAGAUAUUACAAACUAUUAAGAGAAAGAAAAGGUCUGCCGGUGUGGGGAGCGAAAUGCGAGUUUAUGGACAGUUUGAUGAGCAGCCAGAUUGUGAUAGUUAGUGGCACAGCUAAAACAGGACAAAGCUCUCAGAUCCCUCAGUGGUGUGCAGAGUUUUGCCUGUCUGCGCAGUAUCAGAACGGCAUGGUAGUGUGCACUCAGAUUCAUCAACAGAGCACGGUGGAACUGGCCCUCCGUGUAGCCGAUGAGAUGGACGUCAAUAUCGGCAAUGAGGUUGGAUACAGCAUCCCACUUCAGACCUGCUGCUCCCCUGACACUGUACUGAGAUACUGCACAGAUGAUGUGUUGCUCCGGGAAAUGAUGUCGGACCCCCUCUUGGAGCAGUGUGGCGUGGUGGUCAUUGAUCAGGCCCAGGAACGCACCGUCAGUACAGACCUGCUCCUCGGGCUGCUCAAAGACGUGCUCCUCACGCGGCCAGAGCUCAGGCUGGUCAUCCUCACCGCCCCUCACUCCGCUGAGAAACUGCUACGUCACUAUGGAAGUGUGCCUCAGAUCCGGCUGGAUGGGCCGCAGCCGUGCGAGGUGGUGUACGGUAGUGGGAGAGGAGGUGUGAAGGAUUACCUCUGCUCUGCUCUUAGACUGGCUCUGGAGAUACAUCAGAAUCAAAAGCAGGGAGACAUUGUGACAUUUCUGGCAACUGAGCAAGAGAUUGAAUGUGCCCAUGCCAUUUUGCGGAGAGAGGGUGCCAAUCUUGCAUUGUCUCACGGCGAGCUGGUGCCUGUGUCUCUGUGCCCUGAGCAAGGAGACAGUCCCUCAGUGCUCUCUGAGGAGAGCAAGAGUAGGAGAGUCUUCCUCACCUGCAGCCCCAGUGAAGAUUUGUUCUGGGCCGUUCACAGCAUUCGCUUUGUGAUUGAUGCUGGAGUGCAAAAAAGAUAUGUGUACAAUCCUAGAAUCAGAGCCAAUUCCAUUGUUAUUCGACCAAUCAGCAAGAGCCAAGCUGAGAGCCGCAAACAACUUGCAGGCCCAACAGGCAAGUGUUUCUGUUUGUAUCAAGAGGACACAUCACGUCCUGCUGAGAGUGUCCCUCAUAUUCUUGAGUCUGACAUCACUUCCACUGUGCUCUUCCUGAAGCGCAUGGAAAUUGCUGGCCUGAGCAACUGCGACUUCAUUGACAGACCAGAUCCAGAAGGCCUGAUGCAAGCUUUAGAGGAACUUGACUAUCUUGCUGCUUUGGAUGAUGACGGAAAUCUGUCCGAGAUUGGAAUUAUCAUGUCAGAGUUUCCUCUGGAGCCACAGAUGGCUAAGACUUUGCUUGCGUCUUGCGAAUUUGACUGUGUGAGCGAAGUGCUGACCAUCGCUGCCAUGCUAACAGCUCCCAGCAGUUUCAUUACACCCCCAGUGGAACUGAGACAGAAGGCCUUACAGUGUCAUCAGAGGUUCCAGCAUGCAGAGGGAGACCACUUCACCCUUAUUAACAUAUUUAAUGCUUACAAAUAUGCUAAGGAAGGGGCAUACUCUAAUGUGGAACGAUGGUGUGAAGACCAUUUCCUCAGUCUGUCUGCUCUUCAGACAGCGGAUGCGAUACGCUCUGAGCUAACAGAAAUCCUGAAACGGCUAGAGCUGCCAGUGUCUUUACCUUCCUUUGGCUCUAAAAGCAACAGCUUGAACAUUAAACGUGCUCUACUAGCUGGCUUCUUCAUGCAGGUGGCGAGGGACAUUGACGGGUCAGGGAAUUACUUCAUGCUGACCCAUAAACAUGUGGCUCAGAUCCACCCACUGUCUGGCUACGGAACCGAGAUGCACAAGAAGAACCUGCCGGAAUGGGUUCUGUAUCAUGAGCACACGCUGUCAGAGAACAACUGUAUCAGAACCGUCUCUCAGAUCUCAGCACAUGAGUUCAUUCAGAUGGCGCCGCAGUACUUCUUCUACAACCUGCCACCUAGCGAGAGUAAAGACCUACUGCAGCACAUUAUCGAUCACGGUUCAGCUGCCCCAUCUAAAGGCAAAAGAAAAUCCCAGACCCCCAGCAGCCCUGCCAGUGAAGAGCAGAGUCAUGAGCGCUGUACCAUACAAUGACUGCGGAAAUAGAAUGCCUCGCCACGCUCUUACCAUGACAACAAACAGGAUGCUUACACUGCUGGUCUGUUACACAGUAACCAUGGGAUUUCUGAGGCACGACGAGGAAUCCAAAUUAGUUUGACUGAUUAAUCAAUAAUGAUGAAAAGAAAAGAUGUAAUCUGUUGCUUAAAUUCAAAGGGCAGGAGGGAAAACAUUUAGUGUGCCCCCUUCUUCACAGUGCCCGGGUCAAUGCUUGUAAGUAAUAGCAGUUUGUACAGUUUGUCUUCUUUCUGCUGAAUUAAUAGCAAUUUAAAUAACCUACUGCUGUGCAGUAGUUAAUGAAUAAACGGUCGUUGACUUUAUGGUGUCUAAAAUGUGCUUUUUAAACUGUAGCUACUAGUUAGCAUUUUUAAAUAAUAUAUAAAAAUAGAAUGUAAUUUAGCCAUGUGCAUCAUAAUAUCAUUGGACAUUAAUUGUGCUUCCCAUUGGCUAGUGAAUAGUGUUUUUUUAUUAUUAUUGUAGAUGUAUUUAUUUGCUAGGUAUUUGUUCAGCUAAUAUAUGUUUUUUUUUAUUAUUAUUAAUCUUAAAUUCACUGUGAUAGUUUGCAUAAAAAAAUAAGUUUAAAAGUGUACUUUUUUUGGAAGUGGUAGUUCUUUUUUGCCAAGUUAUUUUCACCCCAAACUUCUUAUACUGAAUAAAGUCCAAAAAUGAAAUUAUCUAGAACUUAAUUCAACAUAUCUAUUAAAUAUUGUUACAUAGUGUACACUUGCCAAAUGCUGCAACUUUAGAUUCUGAAAAUAUUAAUUUAUGUUUCACAUCACAUUGAACACUGAAGACGUAAAUCAAGGGUGUCAUUUUAAAACACAAGCAGAAAAUGGUGACUGUUUUUAUUUAGACGCUUCCUGUGGUGAAUGCGUUAAAGUCACACGUUAAUUUUUUUUUUUAUGAUGAUGUUGAGUAUUGAUGCAUUGUAUAGAUUUACCUUUGAUUCAAUAAAAGCCACAGGCUGGUAUUACUGUUUUAAUUGAUUGAUUUAUUUAAUGUUUUAGUGUGUUGUGUUGUGAGUAACAGAAAUUCUUGCAAUGUAUCGCCACGCAGCUGUUCUAACUACAGAUCCAGUUCACUCAUAUUAUUAUGACAGAUGGCAGAGGUGGACUCGACGCUUGCAGUUAGUAAACAAAGUUUUUGAUUGGUCAUUUGAAUGCCGACGUCAUCCACAACUCUGGCAGACGCGUCGCGUGCUUGAAGCGCGUACUUUUCUCUGAUUAUGAGAGUCAUGUAGUUUUUCGGUGCGUCGCUGUUUGCAACAAAUGCAGUAUUAAAUCUAAUAAUACAAAAAGAAGACUUUACGGAUGUCUGUCGGUGCGUGUAGGCAUGUGGAAAUUGGCCAGCCCCUGCAGCUGAAAGAUGGGCAUAUCAAAAAGCAGAAUGAAAAAAGUCGCACCUGUGACAGAGGAAACCGUCUGUAGCAGCGGCAUUCACCGGGAUGAAAGUCAUUUGUUUGGUCCCUCAAACACCAAAGCUUCAUAUCUGCGUGUGUCGAUCAGUAGGAGAGCCCAGGCAGACUGUAACAGCGAGGGGCAGGACUCUGAGUUUUCAGUCGCUGAGGAAGUGGACAGAAUCCUCGCUGAGUGUGACAACACUGAUAUAUCACUGAACAGGGCUUCUUAUAAGAUGCCAAUGUUUGGAUCGAAGUCUUUAGGGCUUUACUACUACGCCAAAGGCCAAGACUGCAACAACGUUUACAGUGGCAGCACACGUGACAAAAAUGAAAUUAACACAGCGAACAUACCAACUUCUAUUCAUGAAAAGGUCAGGCCUCCACAGGACCUGCUGAACUGUGCCAACAUAGAGAGCACAGCAACAGCUUCAGGUUCUGGAAUUGGUAGUGGUUCAUCUGUGGCCUUGCCUAUCAUGUAUGAUGCUUCAGAAGAGGACCUCAUGAACACAAUCGAGAGGGAGUUUGGUUAACAACCACGACGAGACUACAAAGAAAAAGAGAAAAUAUGUAUGAGAAGGAUUAUUGAUAAAUCACCAAAAAGUAUUAUGGAUGAUUUUUAUAUUAACCACUGAUGUUUUGGCAUGAAAUGAUUGAUUUUAAGACAUAUACAGGCCUGCCUAGUGAUUUCAUUUACCAUGCUAUUAAGGCUGCUAUAGAAGCCUGUAAUUCUUUGAGAGACUGUAUGUGCCUUAUGGCUCAGGAUGGAGUUUAUCCAGUUUAUUGUCAUUAUUCUAAUAGAAAUGGAAGGAAAUAAAAAUAUAGGCUACUUUGCUUUUGA